This is a messenger RNA of Pecten maximus, 1338 nucleotides long. Its product is annotated as serine-enriched protein-like. Gene Ontology annotation, molecular function: protein binding. The coding region runs from base 296 to 1042 and encodes 248 amino acids. The record is from RefSeq and is a predicted model, not a curated record. The transcript is spliced from 5 exons. NCBI's taxonomy places the organism in Eukaryota, Metazoa, Mollusca, Bivalvia, Pectinida, Pectinidae.
GACAAUCAGAACCUAUGUCAACAACUCAUAAGCUGGCACGGUCACUUUUGUAUCCGUUAUCAAAACAGAUCAACAGGAGUUAAACACACACGUCAAGUUGUCACGCGACGACUGCACGUGUCCGAGACAGCGGUCACGUCGACAGUGAGGGGAGGUGACCAAUUCUGAUCUACUCCAUGUCACCGUUUUCCUUAAUUGUCAAAAUCUGUAUAAAAACCGCAAACGCCCAGUCACAUUCAUCAAAUUCAUCUUUCAAUAUUCUACAAUACAAAGCAAGUAACCGCAUAUCUAAACGAUGGAAAGAGCAGAGUCUACAGUCAAACUUGUCGACAAUGAUCAACUGGACCUCCUCAGUAAUCAGACCGAGUCCGAAGGUUUCUCGUCUGGUUACGACUCUACCGACGUAUCGGACUCCGAAUCAACUACUCAACACGAGGAUGACAACAACGAUGAUGUCGAUGACGGUGUGGACUUACAAUGUGAUGUCAGUGGUAGCCACAUUAAGUACCAGAACACCAGCGCCCUCUGUGAUCACCUAAAGUACAUCUUGUCCAUGCCAGAACUUUGUGACGUCACAUUCCUUGUAGGACCAACCAAAGUCCCCGUCCAUGGAGUAAAAGCAAUUCUAUCAACUCGAAGCAGAGUUAUGUACCAGCUGAUCUUGAAGAACGAACGCGGUGUGGCGGAAACCAAGAAGUCCAGAAAGACCCGACAGUCCCGUCUGACCAUCGAAGUAAACAAGUACCAGCCCGAGGACUUCCGCAAGAUAGUGCAGUUCAUCCACUGUGGUUCUGUGGAUGUAGACUCCAGAAGUGUUGCCGGCUUACUGUGCGGUGCUAGACAGUUUGGAUUAGAUGAUUUGAAGACAGCCUGUUGGGACUAUGUCAGGCGAUGUGUACAGACUCGACCCCAGUCUCUGACGACCAUACAAAGAGGAGCCAACCAAUACAUACAUCACCGUUACGGCAUCAAGCUUUUCACGAAGAUACAGCAUUUGAUGACAUCAUCUACUAAGAGGGCGGCUGCGGAGACAGCAGUGUGAGAUACACAACACCAGGAUUUCCCUUGUAGUGCUAUUGAUACCUAAAGUGCUAGAGACUCUCGCUAAAAACAUCAAUGACUGAUAACUUACACAUGUGUCGGGGGCCAAAGACAAUGGGCCACACACAUCUUAUGCAGCUCCGGACAACGUUUCCAGAUCGUGUAUGAACUGCGACACAUAUCCAUAAUGUUACUGUGCUAUUUUAUUACCGAUUUCAAUUAUAACUGUGCUAAUAUAUGUGCUGUAAAUAUCAAAUAUUUAUGUCAUGUAAAUAAUAAAACAAACCGAAAAUAUUA